UUUUUUUUUUGUUCACAUAGACUUCGAGAUCAUGGUUAAAAAGGUCAUUGAUUCUCGUAUUCAUACGCUCAUUAAAAACGGUGUGCAGAACAAGCAUCGUUCUUUCUUUGUCAUUGUUGGUGACAAGGGAAAGGAUCAGGUUGUCAAUCUCCAUUGGCUCCUUUCACAAGCACAAGUUACUGCUAGACCUUCUGUGUUAUGGUGUUACAAGAAGGAACUAGGAUUCACAACUCAUCGGAAAAAGAGAGAGGCAAAGAUUAAGAAGGAUAUCAAGAGAGGCAUUAGAGAAGCCAACAAUGAGGAUCCUUUCGAGCUCUUUGUUACCGUCACCGAUAUCCGAUAUACCUACUACAAGGAAACACAAAAGAUUUUGGGUAACACCUACGGCAUGUGUAUUCUCCAGGAUUUCGAAGCCAUCACUCCCAACACACUCGCUAGAACUAUUGAGACAGUCGAAGGAGGUGGUGUGGUUGUCUUGCUUCUCAAGACCAUGAGCUCUCUCAAGCAAUUGUACACAAUGACGAUGGACGUCCAUUCUAGAUACCGAACAGAAGCUCAUGACGACGUGACAGCUCGAUUCAACGAACGAUUCAUCUUGUCUUUGGGUAACUGCGAAAACUGCUUGGUGGUGGACGACGAGUUGAAUGUGUUGCCUAUUUCCAUGGGCAAGAGCGUCAAGCCUGCACCUUUGAAAACUCCAGAGGAGAGCAUCACACCUGAGCAGAUUGAACUCAAGGAACUUAAGGAAUCUUUGGCUGAUACUGAGCCCAUUGGUUCCCUCAUCAAACCCGCCAAAACCUUGGACCAAGCCAAGGCUUUACUCACCUUCAUUGAAGCCAUUUCCGAAAAGUCAUUAAGAAGCACUGUCACUUUGACGGCUUCCAGAGGUAGAGGUAAAUCAGCAGCUCUGGGUAUUGCUAUCUCUGCUGCAGUGGCCUAUGGUUACUCCAAUAUUUUCGUCACCUCACCAAGUCCCGAAAACUUGAAGACUCUUUUUGAAUUCAUCUUCAAGGGUUUUGAUGCCCUCAACUAUGAAGAACAUUUGGAUUACGACAUUGUUCAAUCCACCAACCCUGCAUUCAACAAGGCCAUUGUCCGAGUUAACAUCUUUAGACAACACCGUCAGACCAUUCAAUACAUUCAACCUCAAGAUGCUCAUGUUUUGGGUCAGGCUGAAUUGGUCGUCAUUGAUGAAGCUGCUGCUAUUCCAUUGCCUCUUGUUAAGAAGCUUUUGGGUCCUUAUCUUGUGUUCAUGGCUUCCACUAUCAAUGGUUAUGAAGGUACCGGUCGAUCCCUCUCCCUCAAGCUUAUUCAGCAACUGCGCGAACAAUCUCGUGGAUUUAUCGGAAGGGCCGAAGGUCCGUUGAAGGAUGCUUCUGGAGAGGAUAUUGUUGUGGGUCGUGAUUUGAAAUCCAAGAAAGAUUCCGCCACGUCAGAUAUUAAUGGUGCUGCUGUGGGUGGACGUAGUUUACGCGAAAUCAAGCUCGAGGAGCCCAUUCGUUAUGGCGUCAAUGAUCCUAUCGAAAAAUGGCUCAAUAAGUUGCUCUGCUUGGAUGCUACCAUUGUGUCCAAGAACAUUCAAGGCUGCCCUCAUCCUUCUGAAUGUGAACUUUUCUACGUCAACCGCGAUACCUUGUUCUCCUACCACCCUGUCAGUGAAACGUUUUUGCAGCGCAUGAUGGCAUUAUACGUCGCCAGUCACUACAAGAACUCUCCCAAUGACUUGCAGCUUAUGAGUGAUGCACCUGCCCAUCACCUGUUUGUGCUUUUGCCUCCCAUUCGUGAAGGAGACUCUGGUCUUCCUGAUCCAUUGGUGGUGAUUCAAGUCUGCUUGGAAGGUGAAAUCUCCAAGCAAUCUGUCAUCAACAGUCUGUCAAGAGGUCAACGUGCUGGAGGAGAUCUUAUUCCAUGGCUCGUCUCACAACAAUUCCAAGAUGAUGAUUUCGCUACCCUUUCUGGUGCUCGUGUUGUCCGUAUCGCCACUCACCCUGAUUACGCCAAGAUGGGUUAUGGUCAUCGUGCCCUUGAGCAACUCAAGUCAUUCUACCAAGGUGAAAUCACCAGCUUGGAUGAAAAUGCCAUGGAUGAGGAUAAUGAAGAGGUUCACCGUGUUGAUGAUGAUGAAUUGGAGGAGGCUGACCUUUUGACCGACGAUGUCCGUAUUCGUGAUCCUCGUAAGAUGCCACCUCUUCUCAUGCGAUUGUCAGAAAAGAAGCCCACUCGCCUCCAUUACCUUGGUGUCUCUUACGGAUUGACUCAACAACUUCACCGAUUCUGGAAAAAAUCUGGGUUUGUUCCCCUCUACCUUCGUCAAACCGCUAAUGAGUUGACGGGUGAGCAUACCUGCGUGAUGCUCAACACCCUCAACUCAUCUGAUUUGAUCAAUCAAACCAGCGAAGAUUGGUUGGAUGCGUUUGCUCGCGACUUCAAGAAGCGAUUCAUCAACCUCCUUUCCUACCAAUUCCGUACCUUCCCGUCUGUUACGGGCCUCAGCCUUUUGGAGGCAGCCAGUGCUGGUACCAACAAGAGCAAUAACAACACCCAAGGAUUAACCAAGGAUUUGUUGAACCUGUACUUUAAUGCAUACGAUCUCAAGCGUUUGGAAUCAUACUCAAACAACAUGUUGGACUACCAUGUCAUCAUGGACAUGCUCCCCACCAUCAGCGAACUCUUGUUCAAGGAUCAAAUGGCUGGCCAUGUCAAGUUGUCGGGAGUUCAAAAUUCGAUUUUGUUGGCUCUUGGCCUGCAACGCAAGAGCGUGGAUGAUUUAGAAACGGAGUUGGGCUUACCUAGUAGUCAAAUUUUGGCGCUGUUCAUCAAGGCGGUCCGUAAAAUCAGUGCUUAUUUCAAGGAAGUGCAAUCCAGGGCCAUUGAAGCCGAAACCGGAUUACCCGCCAAGCGACCACGCGAGGAGGACGAUGAGGAAGGUAAACGAGAUAUUCAAGAUGUGGAUUCCUGGAAACCCGUCAAGGAGGAUCUCGAUGAAGAUUUAGAGGAAGCUGGACAACAAGCUAUUGCGGGGCUCAAAGACAAACAAAGAGAUCUCAUAAACUCGUUGGAUCUGAAGAAAUAUGCUAUCGGUGGCACAGAUCAAGAUUGGCAAGCCGCUGAAGAUCAGAUCAAAGCCAGCCAAAACGACACCAAAGUUCGAUCCGUCGUGUCUGUCGUCAACCAGAACAGUUCCAAGAAGAACCCACGACGGAAAACAGAAUCGGCUGCAGAGAUGGCUGCCAAAGAGGCCAAUCGUAAAGUUGGCAAGAACAAAAUGUCAAAGAAGACAAGACGAGGAUAAUUGAUAACCCACGCCACUACCAACCACUCCGAAUGCAUGUUUAAAAAAAAUCUUUUCUCUUUUUUUUUUUUCCAAACCCAUUUCUCCCCCCACUCAAAAUCCUCUUUUUCAAUCGAAGUCGAGGAAACCACUCCAUCCAAUUAGGGUUUUGCAAAAUAAACACAAUACUUUUUGAAAUAUU
Molecule: messenger RNA, 3473 nt
Organism: Umbelopsis ramanniana AG
Lineage: Eukaryota; Fungi; Mucoromycota; Umbelopsidomycetes; Umbelopsidales; Umbelopsidaceae
Exons: 5
Coding region: 32-3292 (1086 amino acids)
Biological process (GO): rRNA acetylation involved in maturation of SSU-rRNA
Cellular component (GO): nucleolus; 90S preribosome
Molecular function (GO): 18S rRNA cytidine N-acetyltransferase activity; ATP binding; tRNA binding
Source: RefSeq, a predicted model, not a curated record